This is a messenger RNA of Oncorhynchus kisutch (coho salmon), 4074 nucleotides long. Its product is annotated as tripartite motif-containing protein 35. The record is from RefSeq and is a predicted model, not a curated record. NCBI's taxonomy places the organism in Eukaryota, Metazoa, Chordata, Actinopteri, Salmoniformes, Salmonidae. The coding region runs from base 197 to 1657 and encodes 486 amino acids. Gene Ontology annotation, molecular function: protein binding; zinc ion binding. The transcript is spliced from 2 exons.
UCAGGGUAGGAUAGAAUCAGAGAGUAUAUAAAAGUUAACUUAUUCAGUGGUUCUGAGAUGAUGACAUACGGUCUGAAAUCGUUGGGCUGUCUAUUGUCAGAAGGAUUUAGCCUUGGCCAAUGAGAGAGGAGUAGGAGUGUGGAAAUCACAGGACGCUAUAGAAGGCAGUGAAGAUACAUCAAGCACUCCUGUGAGGAUGGCAGCCAGUUUCUCUCUCCUGGAAGAGGACCUGUCGUGUAUAGUGUGCUAUCAGACAUUCAGGGAGCCAGUGAUCCUGCUCUGCAGCCACAGCUUCUGCAAGGCCUGUCUGGAGGAGAGCUGGAGUAAACAGGAGACGCAGGACUGCCCAGUCUGCAGAAGGUCCUCCAGAGACCAAUCGCCUCUCAACCUGGCCCUGAGACAUGUCUGUGAGACUCUACUGAGGGAGAGGGAGAUUAAGGACACUCCUGGGCCCACAGAGGAGGUGACAGAGGGGCCCUCACAGGGUGAAAACACCAGCCACAGGGGGUUGCAGGGUGUGUGUGGUUUACACUCCCAGAGGCUCCAGCUCUUCUGCCUUGAGGAUGAAUGUCUGGUGUGUGUGGAGUGUGUGUCGGAGCAUGCAGGCCACAGCUUCUGCUCUCUCGUGAAGGCAGCAGGCCAGAGGAGGGAGGGGCUCAGACCCACACUGGAGACCUUGGAGGAGAAAAUGUCUGCCUUCUGCAAAGCCAAGCUAAACUGUGACAAAAUGGCUGCUCACAUUGGGGCGCAGGCCCAGCUAGCAGAGAAGCAGAUAAUGAAUGAGUUUGAAAAGCUACACUGCUUCCUGAAAGAAGAGGAGGUGGAGAGGCUAGCUGCGCUGAAGGAGGAAGAGGAGGAGAAGAAUAAAAGGAUAAAGGAGAGAGUGAAGGAGAUAAGUGAGAUGAUGUCAUCUCUGUCAGACACAAUCAGAGCUGUGGAGGAGAAGCUGGCAGUGGAUGAUUUGUUGUUUCUGCAGCGCUACAAGACUAUGAUGGAGAGCGUACAGAGUGCGCCUAAGGACCCACAGCUGGGCUCAGGAGCACUGAUCAACUUGGCCAAACACCUGGGCAAUCUCAAGUUCCAGGUCUGGGAGAAGAUGCAGGGGGCAGUGAAAUGCAUGCCUGUAGUUCUAGAACCAAACACCGCACAUCCCUAUCUCUAUCCAUCUGAAGAUCUGACCAGCCUACGAUCUGAAGAUAAAGGACAGAGUCUCCCAGACAACCCAGAGAGGUUUGAUUCAUACCGUGACAUCCUGGGUUCAGAGGGGUUCACUUCAGGGACACACUUCUGGGAUGUGGAAGUCGGAGAAAAUGAUGACUGGAGGGUAGGGGUGGCCAGUGAGUCUGUUAGUAGGAAACAUGAGUUAGAUGAAGAAGAAAGUGGAAUAUGGGCUGUUGGGGUAGCUAAUGGUGAACCUUAUAAAAUGAAGAAGAAGACCCAGAGGAUCAGAGUUUUGCUGAAGUGGGACAAACAGGAGGUGUCCUUCAUUGAUCUUAGUUCAUACACACAAACCCUCAGAACAUUUAAUCACAAAUUUACAGAGAAGAUGUAUCCAUACUUUUAUUUGUUAAAUGGUCAACCACUACAGAUCCUUCCAGGGAAAGUCUCUGUAAACGUGGAAAACCAUGUGGAAAAUCAUGAUAUGGAAUUGUUUUAACGUGGCUAUACCAUGGAUCAUUUAGUUACUUGAUUUAGAAUUUUAGGAUUAUUUGAUAAAAUAUUGAGUUUGGUCUUUACUGCUAUAACCCAUAGAAAUGCAUUGAAUAACACAUUAAUAAAUGGCAAAACAGACAGUCAAAAAAUAAAUCAAAGAUAAGGUUUUGAAGUGUCUGUCCUAUACAGUAUCUAAGAUAUACUGUUUAAGAAAACUCAGGAAAUAUAUAUUUUUUACACAUUUAAACCCUUUUUUUGUUGGCACAAAACUACUUCCACACUUUCAUAAUUCUUUACAACCGGUUUUGGGUUACUUUCAGACGAGUCCUGUGACACUUGUAGGGGUUGUAGAACAAAACAGAGAACGCCUUCGUGUCCGUGAGGGUCUCCCCUUUCCAUAUUAGUUUUUUGACAAAACCAUUCGGAUGCUACAGAUGUUUGGUAAGCUAACAGUGCAGUUCAAAGGCCAAAUCUUGACCAAGACGGCAGGGAAGAUUACAGGAAUGACACUUACCUCCUCUUUCCAGGAUAUUUUAGAUGAGACCAGAAGAGAGAGCAAAGUAUAACAUUUCUUUUCUCCUAUUCUCAUCAAUGUUACUUUCCUUUGGUUUUGUGGCUUUUGAUGCUAAACAGAAUCUAUCCCAUUGUUAUUUAAAAAAUAUGUUUUGAGAAUUUCUGUGAUUGAACUAAAGUAGAUUCAUGCCUAUUGUUCAUUUAGAAUCGUCAGCUUGCUAAACUCCUUAUCAAUGUGCAAGACAGGACUUGUAUAAAAAGGUAAAUAUUGAAAAAAGGCUAGUAAAUUGAUGUAUUUCUUCUUCAAUAAAAGAGACAAUGGCCAAAUAUUUUCUGUUUUGGGUUAACUUCCAGAAGAUGGAAUUCCAACCCUUCUAAAUGACUAUGCCUGGUGUUGUUGGAGCCAUGGGGAAUAUAGGCAUGAGGAUGACCAGACACGGAGAAUCUGCUUCGUCACGCAGCUCUGCCUCACCUUGUCUCAAUCUCUCCAUCCUGUCUCCUCUCCUUUCUCCAUGGCCCAGUCGGCUUGAUCGCAUCAAUAGAAAUCCUAUUCAAACCCAUACUGGAGAAGAGCUGAAAAUCAAUGGUUUGCAUAUCACCUGAUUAGAUCUGUGUGUGUGUGUGUGUGCCGGCUUGUUGUGUGGGGCAUGGGGUCGGGCCCCGCGGGCGGCAGCCCCUUUACAUGGGACACAGUAAUGAGAUUACCCUGGCCUCCAGGACCCCACACAGCAGACACCGUGAUCAGAUUAGGGAAAAGGACACUGAAACUUUUAGAAAGCUGUGACUUCAUCUCUGUCUGUCUGUCUGAGGGGAAUGAAGCUCUCUCUCAGUAGGCCUACUGUUUUUACUUGAGCCUUUCGACCAGUUCUCUAUUUUUCUCUCUGGCGAUCGUGCAUCAGUGCUCCUGUGUGCCUGCCGCUAUGCAAGUGUGACCACUUUGGGAAUCGUGUCGAAAGCAGCUGUUGGGUGUAUGUAGAGGCUCUUGGCUGUCUGCGGAAGCCUGCGCUAGCUGAAGGUGUUGGCCAUGGGGGGGUUUAUCACGUCACUUUGAUGGAUUAGUGAUCUCAUUGCUAGCUCCAACGAUUAGGUCACCGGCCCAGGAGACAGCAAACCACCUACCAGGAGACAGCAAACCACCUACUGUGAAAUGCUGAUGCUAGACUUGUCCACCGGUUCUAAGUCACCAUGAAGUGCCUCCUUGCAUCGAUGCAAAGCAGAGCUCCAGAUAGUCAGAGGGCCUCCGUGAAUAAUAGGCCAGAGUCCCCAUAGAGAGGAAGGAAGCAGAUAUCAUGGAAUCAGUGCAACACACCCACACACUGAAACACUUACUGUAAACCCCCAGUCCAACUCUCUCACCACCAAGAAGUGCCCUCCCUCACCAUAAUGAGAUUCCUCUCUUCCCAUGAGCCCACCUUCAUUUGCUCAGUGGUGCAUUCUCUGGCUGUUAAACUGAAGGAUGGACUGUACAGGUUGUCUGGCUUUUAUCUUUUUCCAUGAUUCAUCUUCAUCUCUCCUUUGAAAGGGAGAGGUACACCAGUGUUUUUAGUAAUUAUUCCAUCUGAGACAAGCAGAUCUAACCGGCACAGGAGAGGAGGUAAAAUAGACUUAUCUUAUGAGGGUCUUCCCAUACUUUCCUGGAGGCAUGGAAACAUUACUGUACCAAGAGAGAUGAUUGUAUUAAGGUUUCUGGGAUAUUACAGUAGAAGCUAUGGCAUCAGGUGGCCAUGCUCUCGUCAUUCAGCCAAACGAUGCCAUGGUGACAUCCAUCUAUCCCAGACCACUUUACAGCUGGAUUCACAUGACAUACAUGUGAUUAAGUUGGGAAAACAGUUUGUUUCAUUACCGCUCCAGAAAUCACACUAUUGUUCUCCAUAAUAACCCCAUUUUAAUAAAGGGCCCAUUUCAUAA